This is a messenger RNA of Anarrhichthys ocellatus (wolf-eel), 2251 nucleotides long. RefSeq names its product leukocyte elastase inhibitor-like. The record is from RefSeq and is a predicted model, not a curated record. The transcript has 10 exons. Gene Ontology annotation, biological process: negative regulation of endopeptidase activity. The coding region runs from base 89 to 1420 and encodes 443 amino acids. Lineage: Eukaryota; Metazoa; Chordata; Actinopteri; Perciformes; Anarhichadidae. Gene Ontology annotation, molecular function: serine-type endopeptidase inhibitor activity.
ACACUGAUGGUUCAAACAGAACACGUCUUUCUUUCACUGAAUCGUUCCCGAUCACUUGUUGCCUUGAAGAAGAGUCUCUGUCAACACAAUGGCGACAUCCACCUCAUCCAAGACAUCCAAGGCCAACACCACCUUCUCUCUGGCCUUGUUCAAAAAGCUGAGUGAUGACGACAAGACGGCGAAUAUCUUCUACUCCCCUUUCAGCAUUUCUUCAGCCCUGGCUAUGGUGAUGCUGGGGGCCAGGGGCAACACAGCCACACAGAUGUCAGAGGUCCUUCGCUUCACUGAGGCAGAGCAACCGAAGCAGGCGGAAGAAGAGCCGAUGCAAACGCAGUCGGCGAUGCACUCGCAGAUGCAGACACGGAUGCAGUUGCGGACACAGAUACAGCGCACCAGCAGACUGCCUCAGUACCUGGUCAAGGUCUUCUCUGGCUGUUCGCAGUGCCUGAAACCCAAGAAUGGUGAAGACGAUGUCCAUGCUAGCUUUUCCCAACUGCUGAGUGAGCUCAACAAAAAAGACGCUCCAUAUGCCCUCAGCCUUGCCAACAGGCUGUAUGGGGAGCAGUCCUACCAGUUUAUUGAGGAUUUCUUAUCAGAAACCAGAAAGCACUACAACGCUGAGCUGGAGUCUGUGGACUUCAAAACCAAGGCAGAGGACGCCAGGGUCAACAUCAAUAGCUGGGUGGAGAAGGAGACGCAAGGAAAAAUCAAGGACUUGCUGAAGAAGGAUAUAGUGGACGGCACAACCAUGCUGGUCUUGGUCAAUGCCAUCUACUUCAAAGGCAACUGGGACAAAAAGUUCAAGGAGGAUUCUACUGUUGAUGCUCAGUUUAAAAUCAACAAGAAUGACACGAAGUCGGUGAAGAUGAUGUGCCAGAAAAGUAAAUUCCGUCUCGCCUCCAUUCCUGAGGCCAACUGCCAGAUCCUAGAGAUGCUCUAUGAAGGGAAGGAGCUAAGCAUGCUCAUCUUCCUUCCCGAUGAGAUAGAGGACGACACAACAGGCUUGGAGAAGCUGGAGAGGGAGCUGACCUAUGAGAAAUUUGUGGAGUGGACUCGUUCAGACAUGAUGGGUCAAACUGAGGUUGAGGUGAAGCUGCCUCGCUUCAAGAUGGAGGAGACGUAUAACUUGAAAGAUGUUCUGACCAGCAUGGGCAUGGUGGACGCUUUUGAUGUCACAAGGAGUGACUUUUCCGGCAUGUCCCCAGCAAACGACCUGGUGCUGUCAAAAGUCGUCCACAAGGCUUUCGUGGAGGUCAACGAGGAGGGAACGGAGGCUGCUGCUGCCACUGCUGCUAUCCUGACGGAACGCGCUAUAAUGAUUCCUGCCACAUUCAUCGCAGACCACCCCUUCCUCUUCUUCAUCCGACAUAACCCCACUAUGAGCGUUCUCUUUGCGGGCCGAUACUGCUCCCCCGAGUGAGAACUACUGUACGCCCUGCAGACAUGGGAGGAUUAUGAGACAAUGGGUCCCUGAGCACAGACAUGUAAAGGGCACCGACCCCAUUCUACGUGAGAACGAGAGCCACAGAUAAAAAAAAAAAAAAAGAGACAUAUUUUUGAUAAUUUACAUCUUUGUCUUUGUGGUCGUAUCCUGUCUCUUGGUUGUUCUGGGUCUCGUUUUUGGUCAUUUCGCAACUCUGUGUAUAUUCGCGUCUCUUUUUGAUAGUUUUCUGUCAUUUUUUGGUCCUUUUAUGUCCUUUUGUGACUUCCCAACAAAAAUUCUAGUAGAAACUUCAAACAGAUCUGUGCAGAGUAGCCUUCUUCACUAAUCCGUCCAUGCCUGUAGAGCACAGUGAGGGGAGGGAUGUAUCUAUUGAAGCUACUCUAUAUGGCUAUGAUGCUAAAAGGUAUUGCUGGAAGAAAUGGAGAAUCACUGUUCUAGAAUGUGUGUGUAAAUUCUUAUCAUUGUUCCUGUCCAAUAUUUUCAAGACCCGGGUUUUGCUAGAGAGCCUUUGAAAAGAAACUGCUGUAUGGUACUAGAUCAAAUAAAAGUGCAUGUUGGAGCUUGGUGGGGUUAAAUCUUGUUCAUAUCUUUUUGUGCAUGCAUUUUAACCAAUGACUCUGUGUUUGUCCACCUUCUGUUUGUCAUCCUGCACAAAUGUGACUGUGAUCCACAUCAUACACACUGCACCUUUACAUUACAUUCAUCCUCCCAUCCAUUCAUCUGUCACAAAAUGGAAAGUUUUGUAGUUGUUUGCGCAAGUCUGUUCUCUGCAGGUGUGUAGCACCUCUAGUUCUAAGCAAUGAUAGC